Messenger RNA from Spathaspora passalidarum NRRL Y-27907, 2271 nucleotides. RefSeq names its product Zcf9p (gene ZCF9). The record is from RefSeq and is a predicted model, not a curated record. The transcript has a single exon. Gene Ontology annotation, biological process: positive regulation of transcription by RNA polymerase II. Lineage: Eukaryota; Fungi; Ascomycota; Pichiomycetes; Serinales; Debaryomycetaceae. Gene Ontology annotation, cellular component: nucleus. Bases 1 to 2271 code for a protein of 756 amino acids. Gene Ontology annotation, molecular function: zinc ion binding; transcription cis-regulatory region binding; DNA-binding transcription factor activity, RNA polymerase II-specific.
AUGCCUAAAUCCGAUUCACGACCACGCACUAAAUCAAGAAAUGGAUGUCAUACAUGUAAACGGAAACGACUUAAGUGUGAUGAAACAAAGCCUGCAUGUAUGAAUUGUAGGAAACGGAAAAUUGAAUGUGGUGGAUAUGCUGUUAACUUUAAAUGGAAAUCUUUUAAUGAAACUGAGACAGCGGCCACAACCACCUCCGCCACACCUCAUAGCAGUGGCUCCGACCACGAAAGUCCAAUCGCCACAAAAAACAAUGUUGAAUUGAAACAGCAUUUGGAAUUAGUGUCAAUAUCAGUCACUGGCAAGUCAAUCAAUGAAAUCAAUAAAGAAAACCAUUUGAUAUCUCUAGGAUUGAAUCCUAAUAGUUAUAAACGUAAACAAUCUCAUGAAACCAAUGUGAUAGAAGAAGAACCAGCACCAUCAGCAUUGUCGACCCCAGUUGACUCAAACAAUACUAAAUUAAACUCAUUGGUAGAAGCAGCAACAUCCAUAAUUGACAAGCCCGGUGCCAGUUUACCAAAUACUCCUGGGUCAGCUUCUCUGGUUUUCUCCACUUCAGAAUUCGCCCUGGACAAGACCAAGCCAACUGACCUAAGUCCACAAUAUGAUUUUGGUGCAACUCCGUCUUCAUUUUCUGCAAUUGUUAACUUCGCAUUUGAAGAUAUCGACGCAUUGAACUUGAUUGAAUCGCAAACACCCACAUCAACAGCAGUUGUUCCCGCCAAACCUACUUUCGACUUGCAUCCCAUUAACAACUCACUCAUCCACACAUCAGAAGAGCAACAUCUACUUUUUCUUUAUUCCGAGUAUACGUGUCACAUAUUGUCAAUCAAAAAUGGCCCUAGAGAAAACCCAUGGCGGGAAUUAAUCUUGCCCAAGGCAAUGAAAUACCCCUGUUUAUAUAAUUCAAUUGCAUCCAUGACAUUAUUCCACCUUUCUGGUUCAACUAGCGCUCAAGCAGCUGAUAUGAGAGCAAAAGGUUAUUCGUAUAUGAAGAAAUGUGUGUUUGACCUUUUAAAGGGAUUGUCCAAUACUAAACCAGAAGAAAGUACUUUACCAGCAGAUAUUGCUCUAGUUACUUCUCUUAACCUUGCAUUUAUCGAUGCUUGGUAUACACCUACCACAAGUGGGAUUGCACAUUUGCGAGGAGCGAAAAGUAUGAUUGAACGUGUUUUGAAAAUCUUGAAUAUGGAGAAACAAGAUAGCGAUAAAGAAUGUGAUAAGCUAGUGUUUGUGGAUAAAUAUGAAGAGCAGCUUGGUGCUAGUCAAACGCUGGGUAAGUUGUACAUUCCAAAAUCUAUUCAAUUCUUGUUUAAUGUAUGGAUAUAUUUAGAAGUAUUGGCACAAAUGACAGCUAAUUUGAACCAGGAUGAUAAAGGUGUUGAUUUGGUUGCUGCUAUAACGGCUAUGUCGCAACCAAUGUCUAAAUCUGAGUCUGCAGAAUCAACACCUUCAACGGAUCCAUUCACCAUAUCUCCUUUAUUUGAUAACUUCAGUUCAACAAAUUAUACCCCAGAAUUUAUUGAUCCAUUAUUAGGUUGUGGUCAAUCAUUGUUCCUGAUUAUGGGUAAAGUUGCAAAUCUCAGUACCAAAAUCCGUAAAUCCAAAUCCACUAGAAACUCGUUGAUUACUAUAUCAACAGCAUCAAACUUGAAACAACAGUUGAUUAAUUGGAAACCACCAAUCACUUCAACCGAUCAGGAUUUCCCUAGUCAUAAUGAUUCUACUUGGGAUAUCCCACAAUGCAUUGCUACUGCGGAAUCUUACAAGUAUGCCACAUUAAUAUACUUGCAUCAUUCAGUACCGGAAAUUCCGUCAUUAUCUUCUCAUAAAUUAGCACAAAAGAUUUUUAUAUUAAUGGCUUCAAUACCUGAAGAUUCCAACAUGCAUGUGGUGCUUAUAUUCCCAUUGUUGGUGGCUUCAUGCGAGGCCAUGCCUGGAGAAGAAAGAGAGUGGUGUAUUGACAGAUGGAGAAUUCUUUUUGAGAAAAUGGGUAUUGGUAAUGUGGAACGAGCAUUUGAUAUAGUUAAAGAAGUUUGGAAACGGAAAGAUCAAGAUGAUUCGGAAGAUUCCAAAAAUGCAAGUGAGAAUAAUAGUGCACAUAGUUCGGUUAAGGAAAAUGAAGGUGAAGGUGAAGACUAUGAUCAAUUGAGUGGAUUAAUGGCGGUUCUUAACGAUCUGGAAUCUUUAUUGCAAACUAGAGGUAUUAAUUCAAGAACUCAUUGGAGUAUGGUAAUGAAAGAAUGGGGUUGGGAAGUAUUAUUAGGAUAA